CGCACAACUCUGCCUGCGAGCGUGCUGGGUGCCGUUGGAGUCGGGCAUGGCCCGGACCCCGGCGGCGCUGCUGCUGGGGCCUCUGCUACUCCUGCCGCUGGCGACCCCUGCCCAGGUCUACCAGGACUAUCAGUACUUCGGCCAGCAGGGCGAAGGUGACACCUGGGAGCAGCUGAGGCUGCAGCAUCUAAAGGAAGUCGAGGACUCAAUCCUUGGCCCGUGGGGAAAGUGGCGGUGUCUCUGCGACCUGGGCAAGCAGGAGCGCAGCCGCGAGGUAGUCGGCACAGCGCCAGGCCCAGUUUUCAUGGACCCGGAGAACCUGAUCCAGUUAGGACCCUGCCGGCAACGGGAUUGUCCAUCCUGCAAGCCCUUCGACUGCGACUGGAGGCUCUGAGCCCGAGCGGGGCCCCAGAGACCGUGAAGCAGAGCUUGCAAAGUGACCCGGUCCACCGAAUUCCCCACGCUGAGUGUUCGGCCACAGUCCUUCGGGACUACAAUUCCCAGAAGGGCGCACGGCAGCGGCGUCGGCGUCGGCUGCGUAAGCGUCCACGGCCGUGGGAGCGACAGGGGCGUGUUCUGCCCGGGGAUUGGCCGGAAACAGGCGCCGCUGCAAGGCCCGCGGAAAACGCGCGCCGAGACCCGCUCUCGCAGUGUUAGUUCUUGCAGCUGGUGGCGGCGGCCGAGGCGGCAUGGAUCUCAGCGAGCUGGAGAGAGACAACACGGGCCGCUGUCGCCUGAGUUCUCCUGUGCCCGCGGCGUGCCGCAAGGAGCCUUGCGUCCUGGGCGUCGAUGAGGCGGGCAGGGGCCCCGUCCUGGGCCCCAUGGUCUACGCCAUCUGUUAUUGUCCCCUGUCCCACCUGGCAGAUCUGGAGGCCCUGAAAGUGGCAGACUCAAAGACCCUAUUGGAGAGCGAGCGGGAAAGGCUCUUUGCAAAAAUGGAGGAGAACAGGGACUUUGUCGGCUGGGCGCUGGACGUGCUAUCUCCAAACCUCAUCUCUACCAGCAUGCUUGGGCGAGUCAAAUACAACCUGAACUCCCUGUCACAUGAUACAGCCACUGGGCUUAUACAGUAUGCAUUGGACCAGGGCGUGAACGUCACCCAGGUGUUUGUGGACACUGUAGGGAUGCCAGAGACAUACCAGGCGCGGCUGCAGCAAAGUUUUCCCGGGAUUGAGGUGACGGUCAAGGCCAAAGCAGAUGCCCUCUACCCAGUGGUUAGUGCUGCCAGCAUCUGUGCCAAGGUGGCCCGGGACCAGGCCGUGAAGAAAUGGAAGUUCGUGGAGAAACUGCAGGACUCGGAUACUGAUUAUGGCUCAGGCUACCCCAAUGAUCCCAAGACAAAAGCGUGGUUGAAGGAGCACGUGGAGCCUGUGUUCGGCUUUCCCCAGUUUGUCCGGUUCAGCUGGCGCACAGCUCAGACCAUCCUGGAGAAAGAGGCGGAAGAUGUUAUAUGGGAGGACUCAACACCCGAGGAUCAGGAGGGACUCAGGAAGAUCACAUCCUACUUCCUCAAUGAAGGGUCCCAAGCCCGUCCCCGUACUUCCCACCGAUAUUUCCUGGAACGUGGCCUGGAGUCAGCAACCAGCCUCUAGCAGCUGCCUCUACUCGCUCUACCUGCCUUCCCAACCCAGACAUUAAAGUUUUUUAAGGAGAACCGCACGUAGGGGAUGUUCUUUUGAGACAGAGGUGAGGUGGGAGUGUGCUCUGCAGCCGGGUCCAGCUAUUGCCUUUUGGAACCUUAAACAGAAUGGGUGUUGGUUGAUUGAUUUUA
Messenger RNA from Cercocebus atys (sooty mangabey), 1771 nucleotides. It is a transcript of the gene RNASEH2A, whose product is annotated as ribonuclease H2, subunit A. The transcript is spliced from 10 exons. Gene Ontology annotation, molecular function: RNA binding; RNA-DNA hybrid ribonuclease activity. The record is from RefSeq and is a predicted model, not a curated record. NCBI's taxonomy places the organism in Eukaryota, Metazoa, Chordata, Mammalia, Primates, Cercopithecidae. Bases 690 to 1592 code for a protein of 300 amino acids. Gene Ontology annotation, cellular component: ribonuclease H2 complex. Gene Ontology annotation, biological process: mismatch repair; DNA replication, removal of RNA primer.